GUAGCAAAGAGGAGGUAUUUUUUGAUUCGCAACCCUGGUUAGAAUCUGAUUGUGAAGAUUUCUUCACCAUCAGUGCUGGUAAGAUUAACUUGAAUUUUUCAUGGAAAGAAAUUCAUUUUUUUCCUGGUUAUCUUCAGAGUAUGGUGUGUUUUGCUGAGGGCCACAACUAAAAUAGGCAUUGCAGUAUGGGAAAAUUUCUUGGUUCUAUUUCAUGCAGAUUCAACACUACCCUAUCAUGGCAAUAUAUACUCCAAUGAACCAAAGCAGUUUCAGAGAAACUCCUUGACUUGAUAGAUCUCUUUCUAUGAACAAAACACCCAAUUCCAUGACUGAACCUUCCCCAUCUGAUAAGAAGAAACUGAUUGAGCUCUUCCAAGAGAGCUUUGACGAUGAUCCAUUUGAAGGCGAUCAAGGCCUACAAGGAAUAGAAAGUUGCAGUAGUGAAAGAACUCCAAAUAGAGGUUACAAACCUGAGAAAGAGAAAUCCGCUCACUCUGCACAGCGUUGCCUUCCCGGUUUGGUUCGGAGUCUGAGCUUUAGUGAUAGGAAGAGGAGGCUCAGCCCUGCCCACAGUAGCUGUAGAAGGUAAGCCAAGCUUUGCUCUGUAUGUGCUUUCAGGUGAAGUUUUGCUUCAAAAUCAGCAUUACUGAAAGAAUUUGGGGUCUCUAAUUCCCUUGUUCAACUUUAUUUAUCCUUCUUUGGGCAGAGUUGUAAAGUGAUCCAUGAACCAGAUGCCUCGUUUCACUGUUUUAUAGGAACGAAAAAUGAUUGAAUUUGUAUUCAUUAGUCUGCCUCCAUGAUGUU
Vitis vinifera (wine grape) is the source of this 804-nucleotide messenger RNA. RefSeq lists its product as uncharacterized. Lineage: Eukaryota; Viridiplantae; Streptophyta; Magnoliopsida; Vitales; Vitaceae. The transcript has 2 exons. The record is from RefSeq and is a predicted model, not a curated record. The coding region runs from base 305 to 589 and encodes 94 amino acids.